Molecule: messenger RNA, 4984 nt
Organism: Pseudoliparis swirei
Lineage: Eukaryota; Metazoa; Chordata; Actinopteri; Perciformes; Liparidae
Gene: ankfy1
Product: ankyrin repeat and FYVE domain containing 1
Exons: 25
Coding region: 84-3605 (1173 amino acids)
Molecular function (GO): metal ion binding; protein binding
Source: RefSeq, a predicted model, not a curated record
UGAUAACCACUUGAACGCAGCACCGCUGCCCACAAUCCGGCUCUUCGUCAUAUCGCGAUAGAGAACCUCAGGCAACGGAGCGAAUGCGGAGCAACAUGGCGGAAGAGGAGGUGGCCAAGCUGCAGAAGCACCUGGCCCUGCUCAGGCAGGAGUAUGUGAAGAUGCAGCAGAAGCUGGCCGACACAGAGAGGCGCUGUGCCGUGCUCACUGCCCAGACCUCUGGCCAGGGCUCCGGCUCCGCCCCCUGCCCCGCGGCUGCAGACACCUUCAUUAGUCGCCUGCUGGUCAUCGUGGCUGAACUCUAUCUGCAGGAACAGUACAGUGAUCUGAAAGUGAAAGUUUCCGGAAAGAAUCUUUGUGCCCACAAGUUUGUGUUGGCUGCUCGCAGUGAUGUCUGGAGCCUGGCCAACCUGGCCUCCACCUCUGAGCUGGACCUAUCUGAUUGCAAAUCUGAGGUUGCCAUGGCAAUGCUGCGCUGGGCAUACACGGAUGAGUUGGAACUCACAAAAGAGGACGCCUUUCUUAUUGACUUGAUGAAGCUGGCCAACCGCUUCCAACUCCAGCUGCUCAGAGAGAGGUGUGAGCAAGGUGUGAUGUCCUCGGUGAACGUCAGGAAUUGCAUUUGCUUCUACCAGACGGCUGAGGAGCUAAAUGCCGCCACCCUGAUGAACUACUGUGGGGAGAUCAUAGCCAGCCACUGGGAUGACCUGAGGAAAGAAGACUUCAGCACCAUGAGCGCCCAACUACUGUACAAGAUGAUCAAGUCCAAAACAGAGUAUCCUCUCCACAAAGCCAUCAAAGUGGAGCGAGAAGAUGUGGUCUUUCUCUAUCUCAUUGAGAUGGACUCGCAGCUACCUGGCAAGCUGAAUGAACUGGACAACAAUGGCGACCUGGCACUCGACCUGGCGCUCGCUCGUAAAUUGGAGAGUAUUGCCACAACCCUGGUGAACAACAAAGCAGAUGUGGACAUGGUGGACCAGAGUGGCUGGAGCCUCCUGCACAAGGCCAUCCAAAGAGGGGAUGAAUUUGCAUCCAUCUUCCUGAUUCGCCACUCGGCUCAGGUGAACGCAGCCACCGUGGGGGCGGUGGAAACCCCACUUCACCUGGUCUGUUCCUUCAGCCCCAAGAAGCACUCUGAGGAGGUGAUGAGCGGCAUGGCGCGCAUCGCGGAGGCCCUCCUCAAGACUGGCGCCAACCCCAACAUGCAGAACAGCAAGGGCAGAACUCCGCUGCAUGACGCUGUGUCAUCGGGGAAUGAGCCAGUGUUCAACCAGCUCCUGCAGUGCAAACAGCUCGACCUGGAACUCAAGGACCACGAGGGCAGCACAGCUCUGUGGCUGGCCCUGCAGUACAUCACCAUGGCCACGGACCCCUCAGUAAACCCAUUUGAGGACGACGCACCAGUCGUCAACGGCACCUCGUUUGAUGAGAAUAGCUUUGCGGCCCAGUUUAUCCAGAGAGGAAGCAAUCCUGAUGCACCUGACAAUACCGCAGAAAACUGUCUCAUGCAGAGAGCAGCUCGGGCAGGCAAUGAGGCAGCAGCACUUUUCCUUGCCACACAUGGAGCAAAGGUCAACCAUAUCAACAAAUGGGGUGAGAGCCCGCUUCACACCGCUUGCUGCUGUGGCCUGGCGAGUCUGACGGCAGAGCUGCUCCAGCAAGGGGCCAACCCCAACCUGCAGACCCGGAGGGCUCUGCCUGAUGACACUGUGGGUGUGGCUACGCAGACCCCCCUCCACAUGGCCAUCGCCCACAACCACCCGGACGUGGUCUCUGUCAUCCUCGAGCAAAAAGCCAAUGCACUUCACGCCACCAACAACUUCCAGAUCAUUCCAGACUUCAGUCUCAAAGACUCUAUGGACCAGACCGUGCUGGGCUUGGCCCUCUGGACAGGUAUGCACACCAUAGCGGCUCAGCUGCUGGGCUCAGGGGCUUCUAUCAAUGACACUAUGUCCAAUGGACAAACCCUGCUUCACAUGGCUAUCCAAAGACAGGACAGCAAGAGUGCCCUCUUCCUUCUGGAGCAUCAGGCCGACAUCAGUGUUAGGACUCAGGAGGGACAAACAGCACUACAGUUGGCCAUCAGUAACCAGCUGCCACUGGUGGUGGAUGCCAUUUGCACAAGAGGAGCAGACAUGUCUGUGGUGGAUGACAAAGGGGACCCUCCGUUGUGGCUGGCUCUGGAGAAUGGCCUGGAAGAUAUUGCAUCCACGCUGGUCCGCCAUGGCUGUGACGCGACGUCCUGGAGCACAGGGCCCUCUGGCUGCAAGCAGACCCUCCUGCACAGAGCUGUUGAUGAGAAUAAUGAGGUCACUGCGUGCUUCCUCGUCCGCAGUGGUUGUGACGUGAACAGCACCAGGCAGCCAGGCCCGAACGGGGAAGGAGAUGAAGAGGCCCGAGAUGGACAAACGCCCCUCCACCUUGCAAGCAGCUGGGGACUGGAGGAGGUGGUGCAGUGCCUUCUAGAGUUUGGAGCUAAUGUGAACGCACAGGAUGCAGAGGGCAGGGCUCCCAUCCACCCUGCCAUUAGCAACCAGCACAACGUCAUCAUACAGCUCCUCAUCUCCCAUCCAGACAUUCGUCUUAACAUACGCGACCGUCAAGGAAUGACCCCCUUCGCCUGUGCGAUGACGAACAAGAACAACAAGGCCGCCGAGUCCAUCCUCAAGAGGGAGGCUGGUGCUGCGGAGCAGGUGGACAACAAAGGUCGUAAUUUUCUCCAUGUGGCUGUGCAAAAUGCAGACAUCGAAAGUGUCCUGUUCCUCAUCAGUGUCCAAGCCAAUGUCAACUCCCGGGUUCAGGAUGCAGCCAAACUCACCCCUCUGCACCUGGCUGUACAGGCUGGAUCUGAGAUCAUUGUUCGCAAUCUGCUGCUUGCCGGCGCCAAAGUAAACGAGCUGACCAAACACAGACAGACUGCACUACAUUUGGCUGCCCAGCAGGACCUGGCCACGAUUUGUUCUGUGUUGCUGGAGAAUGGGGUCGACAUUGCUGCCGAGGAUGAGAAUGGCAGUAAUGCUUUGCAUCCGGCUGUGAUGCAGGGCCGCCUUAACAAUGUCAGAACCCUUCUCACAGAGUCCAACAUUGAUGCCGAGGCCUUCAAUCUCAGGGGUCAGUCACCAAUGCACGUACUUGGCCAUUAUGGGAAAGACAACGCUGCUGCCAUUUUUGAGCUGUUCUUGGAGUGUAUGCCUGAAUACCCUCUGGACAAACCCGAUAAUGAAGGCAACACGGUUCUGCUCCUGGCCUACAUGAAAGGAAAUGCAAACCUGUGCCGCGCCAUAGUGAGGGCCGGGGCUCGACUGGGCAUCAAUAACAACCAGGGUAUCAACAUUUUCAACUACCAGGUUGCAACCAAACAGUUGCUCUUCCGCCUUCUAGAUAUGCUGUCCAAAGAGCCUCCCUGGUGUGAUGGGUCCAACUGCUAUGAAUGUCUUGCCAAGUUUGGUGUUACAACAAGAAAGCAUCACUGCCGUCACUGUGGCCGCCUGUUGUGCCACAAGUGCUCGAUAAAGGAGAUCCCCAUCAUCAAGUUUGACUUGAACAAGCCGGUGAGGGUGUGCGACAUCUGCUUCGAUGUACUGACUCUGGGUGGGGUGUCGUAGCAGGACAUGUGUACAAGAGACUCCCGGACAGUUUUGGGCCAUCACCAUUAUACUAUUCCAGUCUAUGAAAAACUAUUAAUGUUCUAUAGAGGGAUGUUUCAGAGUGAAAGUGAUCAAAGUAUCUAGAAGUGGAUAUAAGCAGCUCAUGAUGGAGUCGGGUUGUUAAUUGUUUUUUCCCAAGCCCAAUGACUUUUGUAAUGAUUAGCUCUUAUUAUGACAACCAGUACUUUGAAAUCAAUGAUGAGCAUUUAAAUCAAGCCACCGUUUGAAGGGUUUUCUUUUCUUUCCUGUUCUCUGUUGGGUUAUUUCACCAUCUGCAGCCUUUUAUGAUCUGUGACCUGCCCAAAGACAAAGAUUCAAUGCUACAAAAGGAUUAUUUAGAUUUUCACAGGAGCUUAACCAGCUGUCAGCUAAGAGCAGAGUAAAGGUAUAAAAUGCCCCUAGAUCACCAAAUCUCCACGGAAUUAAUCUAUCAACAUGGUCUCUGGACUUUUUCACGUUUCACUCUUCUGCCACCACAAUUAUGUGUUGACAGACAAGGAUUUAAAGGCACAGCAUCUCAGCUCGUUAUUUAAAUUAAAUCUAAUCUCGUAAGAGCCACUUUGAUUCAAACUUGUAAAAUUGAUAUUGUCUUAAGUGUUAAAACUGAACAAGACACGGAUGACACCUCAUAAAAUACAUAGUCCAUGUGUAGGCAUCAGCCAAAUGAAAUGAAAUGCUUACUUUUUAACAUGGCAAGCAGAUUUUAUCACAAGAGGACUAUAAAUGUGUUCCGAAAAACUAAAUUCUCAUCAAUCCUCCUGAGUUACAGACAUUAUGUCUUAAGCCUAUUAUGCCUCUGCAUGUCAUUUAAUUUGUAGCCUUUGUCAUAAUCAUAAACCUUUUCAAAAUCGGCCACAAAAUGAUAACAUUCCAUAUUUGUAUCUGCCACGAGCACGAGGUCCUCGGAGGAAGUCGUGAUCGUAGUCUCCACAAUGUUGCCUCAAGUCAAGUUGUUGUCUUGACCAUCACAUUGAAUGCUUCUUGAUUUCUAAGGCUAACGGGUGCACUUUAUCAAGAUCACAUGAUGUUUCUAAUCAUUGGGGAGAAUGUGGAGUUGAGGGGACGGCCACGUAGUGGGCCCUCUUUAAGUAUUGUUAAAUUGUACAGAUAAAUGUGUGAUAUUUUUGACCACUACAACUGUUUUGUACUUAAAUGCAGUUUGUGCUUGUCAUUGUGACAAACCUAAAUCUUGCCUCUGUUAAUCUUUUAUGCACAUUGUUUAAUCUUUUAUGCACAUUAUAUUGUAUCUGUACGCUCAGAUAUCUAGCCUGUCUCUUCCUGGUGUAUCCUUUAAGAGAAAGGGAGGACAACUUUACAUAAAGGUCAUCAAAAACCAA